CCCACGUGCGGAUGUUUACGCUCCGCGUGCGCGUCCAAAGAGAGCGAGAGAGAGAGAGAGAGACUGAGGGAACAAAGGGAGAGCGGGGACGCGGACAUGUUUUAUAAGACAACCGUUGGAUUUUUGAUCCGAAUGAAAGCGUAAAAGGAGCAUUUUGGCACAUGGAAGUGUGCGACUAGAAAAGUGCGAUUAUUGAGGAAUACGGAGAGAUAAGCGGCGGUUGAAGAGGGGACGAGUGGCGUUUUGUCCGCGGGGCCGCUGAACGCACCAUCGCGCUGCCCCGGGGUUUCACGUGAACGCGCUCGGCUUGUAAACAAGAAGAAGAAGAAGGAGGAAAAAGAAGCAACGGUCAGCCAGCAGGUGAACCCGGCGGUCUGGUGUCAUGACAACCGGACUCGAUGUGUCGCCCUCACCCGGACGUGCCGUCGCCUAUGCCCCGCUUUGUGCCGAGUCGUCGUCGCCGUUAAUGGAGGGGAGACAUUAAGCUCCGCGCGAUAGCAGAGCCUUUGUUCGGCCGCUUAGCCUCCGUCGCGUUAGCGUUAGCCGCUAGCCUCCGGCUGUUAUCCCCCCCACUUCCCCGGACGACGCUCGCUUGUUUUCGGGGUCUUUCACCGACAAUGUCCUUCGCCAUGGAGGACAACCUGGAGUCCGGCUGGGUGUCCGUCCGACCCAAAGUGUUCGACGACAAGGAGCGACACAAGUAUGUUUUCAUCGUGGCCUGGAACGACGUGGAGGGCAAGUUCGCCAUAACCUGCCACAACCGGACGGUGCAGAAGCGGACCACGUUCCAGGACCCGCUGCUCGACUGGAGCCCCGCGGCGGUAGUCCAGCCGAAGAAAGGGAAAAAGUCGGCGGACAUGGAGUUGGUGGACGCCGCGGAGGACGACCCCGAGCCAGGCGGCCGCCGGGACUUCAGCUGGGCCGGCCUCUUUUCCUCCCAGGACCUGCGCUCGGUCCACCUCCAGCUGUGCGAGGUCAACUCGGACCUGGAGCCCUGCCUGCCGCCCUUCCCGGAGGAGCCGUCCGGCGUCUGGUCCGUCCUCUUCGGCGCCAACGCGUCCCCGCCGCGGGAGACGGAGGCGCUCUGCCACCGGCUGCAGGUGUACCUGGGCCACGCGCUCGACACCUGCGGCUGGAAGAUCUUCUCGCAGGUGCUCUUCUCCGACAGCGACGACACGGAGGAGUACUACGAGAGCCUCAGCGAGCUCCGGCGGAAAGGCUACGAGGACGCGCUGGAGAGAGCCAAGCGGCGCAUGCAGGAGGUGUUGGAGCGACACAAGGCCAUGGACAGCAUGGUGGAGCUGCUGCAGGUCUACUCGGAGGAGGACCAGGCCCACGGGGAUCUGCUGGAGGCCACCACCCAGCUCUACCACUACCUGCUGCAGCCCUUCAGGGACAUGAGGGAGCUGGCCAUGUUGCGCCGGCAGCAGAUUAAGAUCUCGCUGGAGACGGAGCGCCUGGGCCCUCGCCGCGUGGAGGGCCUGAGGAAGGAGGACGAGGAGUGGCAGAAGAAGGCGCACGGGGCCGUCCUCGCCAUCCAGGACCUGACCGUCAAGUUCUUCGAAAGCACCAACCGGGCGCAGAAAGCGCUGUGCGAGCGGAUGCGCGCCGACCAGCGCAAGUUGGGCAAGUCAGCGUGGGCGGCGGCGGUGGAGCGCAUGGAGAGGCUGCAGUACGCCGUCUCCAAAGAGACUCUGCAGCUGAUGCGGGCCAAAGAGAUCUGCCUGGAGCAGAGGAAGCACAGCUUGAAGGAGGAGAUGCGGAGCCUGCAGGGCGGCGAGGAGGCCAUGCUGCACCUGGACCAGCUGGAGGCGCUCUACUACCAGCUCCAGCUGCAGCUCUACCACAUCCAGGCCGAGGUUCUGCGCUGCGAGGAGCUGCUGAUCACGGCGCAGCUGCAGAGUCUGCGCAGACAAAUCACAGAGAGACAGGACGAGGUGGUCUACUACGACGCUUUCGAGAGCCCCGACGCCAUGAAGGGGGACAAGGACCCCGCCACCCCGCCGGCCUCGCUCAGAGACGAAGACCUGGGCGUCCUGCAGCAGAGGACUCGGCAGCUGGAGGCCCGCAGAGGACGCAUCACCGCCAAGAAAGUCUACCUCAAAAACAAGAAGGACAUUUGUGUCUCCAAUCACAAGCAGAAGGUCCUAGAACGUCAGGGAGUUCUGGGGGACAACACGUCUCUGCAGGUUAGACGGACAGCCCGUAGCUUCUUUGGGACAGCUGGCAUCAAACUAAAUGUCUUUCCUGGAAAGGUUGAGGAGACGGAGGAAGACGAAGACGAGCAGAACGCACGAGUCAGUCAGGAGAGACAAAGAACUCUGGACAGACUUCGCAGCCUCAAUCAGCGCUACCCGGGCCAGGUGAAGUCCAGCCGCCUGAGACAACUCCAGAAUCGUAGACGAGCGGGUCCGCCUCCCAGCACGCAGGCCGCCGGCGUCCAGACCGAGCGCGUCUCCGACCUGCCGGUACUCUCCGCCCCUCCUCCUGAGGACGGCUCCGGCAGCGUCUCCCUGCCCGCCAUGGACCUGGACCACCUGCGCUCGUCUCCUCCUUUCCUGUCCUUGCCUCCUCCCCCGCCUCCUCCUCCUCCUCCCCCGCCUCCCCCCUCCUUGGACGACCCGCGCCUGGACGAGGGGAUGGAGGCGGAGUCCGCGCCCAAGUGCGAGUCCGAGUUCCUGCUGGCUCCUUUCAGUCCUCGCUUCUUCGACAGCAGCCAGCUGCUGACGGCCAGGAAGAAGCUGAGGAAGACGUCCGCCGAGGACGCCGCCCGCUGGAGACGAGCGAGCUCCCCCAUGGACGAGGUCCUGGCGUCGCUGAAGCGCGGCAGCUUCCACCUGAGGAAGGCGGAGCUGCGCGUGUUGGCGCCCGACCCGGACGACGACAGCGACAACAUCCUGGCCCAGAUCCGCCAGGGCGUGCGCCUCAAGCAGGUGCGCCUGCGCCCCGAGCAGCAGCGGCCGCCGCGCCACGCCCGCGGCUUCCCGCACUCGGCCGACGCCCUCACGCGCAGCAUCCACGAGGCCCUGCGGCGGAUCAAGGAGGCGUCGCCCGACUCCGAGUCCGAGGACGAAGGUCUGCCCUGCACCGACUGGGAGAACUAACUAACUAACUUAACUAACUAACCCACGUGGUGGACCUGGCCGCUCUUCUGCUGUUUACCACCUGCGUUUCCAUGGAAACCAAAUCAACUUUUCUACCACGUCGGCGUCUUUUAUGAACUUUUUUUUUUAUUAUGUCUGAAUGUGGGAAAUCACCAAAAGUUUACCAGAAACUUCCAAUAGAGAUUGGCUCACUUUACCAACACUGCCCCCUGCUGGUGACAGCGCAUUAUUUCCUCCUCUUCACUGCCUUCUCCUCUUCUAUUAUUUGUAUUAUUAUUAUUAUUAUUAUUACUACGUGUGUUGUGUGCUUUUUAUUAUUAUUUAAACGUGGUGUAUGAAACCUUCCCGGAGCUAAACGGCGCUAACAACAAAGACGUACGUGAUUUCUAACUUUCAUUUUUGUCUGCUUUUGCGCUCGUUUUUUUUUCCCGUUCCAGUUUUGAGUCGUGUUGUCCUUCCGUUGUUUGGGUUUGUUUUGAAGAAGAAGAAAAAGGAGCAGAACGAGCCGAGCGGGACCAGUCGGACCUCACAGCAGACGUGCAAUAAUAUGAAUUCACUUUACUGAAUCACGACUAAAACAAAUUAUAUAUAUAUAUAUAAAUAUAUAUAUAUCUGCAUGCUUAAAUGUAUUUAUUGAGGCUUCAUAUUUUAAAGAUGUUGGUUUUUUUUAAGAACAAUUGCUGUUUUUGUAUGGAGGCUUGCUUUUUGUCUGCCAAAAUUCAAUAAAAAAAUA
This is a messenger RNA of Nerophis lumbriciformis (worm pipefish), 3837 nucleotides long. It is a transcript of the gene jmy, whose product is annotated as junction mediating and regulatory protein, p53 cofactor. Gene Ontology annotation, cellular component: cytoplasm; nucleus. Gene Ontology annotation, biological process: 'de novo' actin filament nucleation; Arp2/3 complex-mediated actin nucleation; positive regulation of apoptotic process. The record is from RefSeq and is a predicted model, not a curated record. NCBI's taxonomy places the organism in Eukaryota, Metazoa, Chordata, Actinopteri, Syngnathiformes, Syngnathidae. Gene Ontology annotation, molecular function: actin binding; Arp2/3 complex binding; transcription coactivator activity.